Messenger RNA from Belonocnema kinseyi, 1200 nucleotides. RefSeq names its product calcyphosin-like protein. The record is from RefSeq and is a predicted model, not a curated record. Lineage: Eukaryota; Metazoa; Arthropoda; Insecta; Hymenoptera; Cynipidae. The transcript is spliced from 6 exons. Gene Ontology annotation, molecular function: calcium ion binding. Bases 155 to 826 code for a protein of 223 amino acids.
ACCUUCCGGUCUUCAUCAGAGCAUUACUUUUUUUUAACGAAGAUCCCUCCAUCGAGAUUUCCUUUUUAGUUUAUUAAAUAAAAAUUAUUUAAAAAUUAUUUUAACUUAGUGUUUUAUAGAAUUGUUAUCAUACUGUUGCGCAGGAAGUUAAGCCAUGUUUCAAACUCAUUAUCAAAUUUGGAGAAAUAAAUAUGGACCUCAGUCAGCCACUACAAGACAAGAGACUGAAAUGAUGAAUAAAUCCCAAAGAAGCGUACAUGCAGCCACGGAUUCUGUCGAAAAAUUGCGUCUGCUCUGCCUAUCUAGGGGUGCCAAUGGAAUCCUUGGUUUGGGGAGAGUAUUCCGGUCCAUGGAUGAUGAUGGGAACAAACAAUUAAGUUUGGAGGAAUUUACAACAGGAAUUCGAGAUACUGGUCUGGAUUUAUCUGAUGACGAGAUAGUAGAUCUCUUCAAAAAAUUCGAUGCUGAUGAAAGUGGGGGAAUCAGUGUUGACGAAUUUAUUUCCGCCAUCAGACCACCUAUGAACGACUGCCGUAAAAAAGUAGUUCAGCAAGCAUUUGAAAAAAUGGACAAAACUGGAGAUGGAGAAAUCACAACGGACGAUUUACGUGGUGUCUACAAUGUCAAAAAUCAUCCCCGAUAUAUCAGUGGUGAAGAGUCCGAAGAAGAAAUUUUGAAUAAAUUUCUAGGAAAUUUUGAAAAGGAUUCGACUAAAGACGGAAUCGUCACACAAGAAGAAUUUAUUAAUUACUACAGUGCUAUCAGUGCAAGCAUCGAUAACGACGGUUAUUUUGAUUUAAUGAUACGCAAUGCUUAUAAACUGUAAUUGAAAAAUGAUUCUAUUCAUCAGAAUCAACGUGCUAAUCGUUCUAUUCUCCUAAAUACUUAGAAAUUGUAUGAAACUUAAUUUAAAUUUAAUAUGCACACACGCAUUCAAAUGAAUUACACGUAUGAUGUAUCUAUACAGUUUUACGAAUUGUAUUCCAAUCUUUAUUAUUAAUUUUAAGCUAAUAAUUUUAAAAUUAGAUUACAAAAAUUUAACUCGCUAUUAUAUAAUUUCAUCGGCCUAUUAUAAUGUUAGUAAAAUUAUACAUUUAUAUCUAUAUACUAUUCAUAUUUCAAAAUGAAAUAAACUAUUGUUUUUUUAAGGUUCCAAGUCCACUAAUUUUUAAUGUAAUUCUCGAUUUUAUAAUACAGGGU